Messenger RNA from Lymnaea stagnalis (great pond snail), 13021 nucleotides. The record is from the annotation of a GenBank genome assembly. NCBI's taxonomy places the organism in Eukaryota, Metazoa, Mollusca, Gastropoda, Lymnaeidae.
AACUCGCGCACCCAUAAUGCUUCCAAAUAGAAUACACAUAUAAAACCAAAGACAGAAAACGAAUGCACUUUUUAUGAGCAUUUUGAACCGCGUCGUCUGUGCUUGAAGCGUUCACAAUGGUAAAGGCAUCGCUAGCCGACAUAUCUCUUCAGCUGUCUUUAAUCGUUUUGGUUCUUCUAGCUUCGACCUCUGGAAGUCUUGUGUCCAGGCAGGAUGACAUCGCCAUUGCGACUCCGGACACCACCCAGAAUCUGACAUGGUGGCAGACGGCCAUAUUUUACCAAGUUUAUCCCAGGUCGUUUAAGGAUUCGGACGGUGAUGGAGUCGGUGAUAUCAGGGGUAGGUCAGUGAAUUUUGUUUAGGGUGGCAUUAGAGGUAGGUCUUUAAACUUUGGGUCUGCAAUAUCGGAGGUAGGUCUGUAGACUUGCUGUCUGUGAUACCAAAUUUAGUUCUGUAGACGUGAAGUCAAUGAUACCAGGGGUUGUUCUGUAGUCUUAAAAUCUGUGAUACAAGAGAUAGGUCUGUAGAUUUGAAGUUAAAGUUAUCAGAAGUAGGUCUGUAGACUUGAGGUGUGUGAUACCAGAGGUAGGUCUGUAGACUUUAAGUCAGUGGUACAAGAGUUAGGUCUGUAGACUUGCAGUCAGCGAUACAAGAGGUAGGUCUGUAGACUUGCAGUCAGCGAUACAAGAGGUAGGUCUGUAGACUUGCAGUCAGCGAUACAAGAGGUAGGUCUGUAGAGUUGCAGUCAGCGAUACAAGAGGUAGGUCUGUAGACUUGCAGUCAGCGAUACAAGAGGUAGGUCUGUAGACUUGCAGUCAGCGAUACAAGAGGUAGGUCUGUAGACUUGCAGUCUGUGAUACCAGAGGUAGGUCUGUAUACUUAAAGUCAAUAGUAUCAGAGUUAGCUUUGUCCGCUACGGCGCACCUCUUGCCAAGCGGAGUGUGGAAAACUUGAUCGAAACACCUCGAAGUCACCGUCUGGUUGUUAAUUCGAACGCCUUUACCAAUCAAAACAAGCAAACAAAAGCUCAUGAACAAAAUAUUUUCGAUAGGAAAAUGUCAUUUCAGCAGUAGAUGACUUGAUGUAAUAUCUGUCCAAAAAAAACGCCCCCCCCCCUGGUAUUAAAGAAUUCGUAUUUACAGCAAGGCGUGAUGUAACCAAAUCUUAACGAGAAAACCGCUGAACCAUGAUAAAGUUUGGAAUUAAUUUUUAAAAUGUUCUUUCACAUGGAGAGUUUCUUUCUCAAAUGAGAUAUUUAACAAUAUAUAGUGAUAGUUUGGGCAUUGGCCUCAAUACCACUUCCAGUACAUUGUUGCUAAAUCAAUUUCCCCCCCCCCCUUUUUAAGUAAGUUAUUUAAAUAAGAUUUCAGUCAUUUUUGCAGUUCUUUACCCCGACAAAGGGCCAUGUACUCAAUGAAGUUAAAAAUAAAAUUAAUAAAGUUAUCUCUUAUCCAAAAACAGCUAGCUCUUUUUUUUUUUUUAAAGACUUUGCUCUAUCAAACCUUUGGCUAUGUGUGAAUGACUAGGAACAAAUGUUGCUUCAUUGGAGCAAUUUCAAAUGUUUCGUCAAAUAUUUGACUUUUUUUUUCAAACUGUUGCUUUGGAAGAAACAAAGUUAUCUUUUAUCCAAAAACAGCUAGCUCCUUUGUUUUUGUUUUUUUGUUUUUAAAGAACCUGCUCUAUCAAACUUUUGGCUAUGUGUGAAUGACUAGGAACAAAUGUCGCUUCAUUGAAGCAAUUUCAAAUGUUUCGUCAAAUCUUUGACUUUUUUUUUCAAAGUGUUGCUUUGGAAGAAACAAGAAACAAUAGUCGAGGUCUACACAAAACAAUUUUUUUUAAAGAAAAAUUUGUUACUAUCUUUGUCAGCGUUUUAUUUUAUUAUAAACUUGAUUGCGACAGCACCAGUUGGUCCGAGCGCUCGUUUAACAUCAAUCCUUUUAAUACUUAUCAGCAGGUGCUGUUUUCAUCCCGUUUAAACGUUUGGUGAUUAAAAGUUUCUGAUAAUUCCCCAAUGCAAGGCAUUAAAAAAAGAUAAGAGUGACCCAAAUUCAUUGAUAAGAACAUUGCUAUGAGACUUUCUAAGAUGACCAGUAAAAUUUCUUAUCGGGGUCCAUUUCUCUAUCUCCGUUUUUUUUGCUUAUAUUCUUUUAGAAAAAAAAAAUUGCGAUAAAAAGUAGGCCUUUCAAAUCAAGACUAAAUAUCUUUUCUUUUUCAGGCAUUAUUUCCGAACUCGAUUACCUCAAAGAUCUCGGUAUCGAUUGCGUCUGGCUCAGCCCAGUCUACAAAUCGCCCAUGAAGGACUUCGGCUACGACAUCUCCGACUACAAGGACAUCGAUCACAUAUUCGGUUCCAUUGACGACUUCAGAGACUUGAUUUCUGAGAUCCACAACAGAGGUAACACGUGUUGCACCCCCCCCCACCACCACCAGUGUUUCUUUCAGAAUUUUUACCUUGGGUGGGGGGGGGCAGUUCAGAUUUUCGUGUGGGAGGGGGGGCAGUGCCAGGUGGUUUAUUGUUGGACAUAUUUUUCCUCCAGGGGGGGGAACUUAGCUUUCCACGGGGGGGAGGGGGGGCAGCACCCGCCCCCCCGAGAUAUAGCUGAAAGAAACCCUGCCCCCACCCUCAAAUUAAUAACAGUGACAUUUAAGAACAGCGCAAUUGGUUUCUCUACAGCAGUGGUUCUUUACCUGGGUUCGAUCGAACCCAAGGGGUUAAGUGAGUCAGUCUCAGGGUUUCGGUGGAGAUCCAAAAAAAAAAUCAGAAAAAAAAUUAAAUUGUAUAUUUCCUAUUAAGAAGGGUUCGGUGAAUGCGCAUAUGAAAUUGGUGGGGUUCGGUACCUCCAAAAAAGGUUAAGAAUCACUGCUCUAAAGGGAAGAUACUUAAAAGCACCAAAAAAUCGUUUGUAAAAUUGGUGGGGUUACCUCCCGUAGCAAUACUUGAUGAGCGCCGUCAUCCGUAAAGACUUCUUGAAUCUAAAUAUUAUUUCUCUCUAUUAUUCAAAAAUCAAAGCAUAUUCUCAGACAAUCCCGCUGUAAACAACCAACUACGGAAAGGGGGUGGGGGGUGCAGAAGGCAAAUUCCAUUCUAUCGUAGAUAUUUUGUUUAAUUUACUGUCCAAUUGACAAGACCCUCAUAAAUUGAUUUGGUCAAACAUGUAGAUUCUUGACACUUUUUAUGAUGUAUUCUUUAUGACACAUUUUUGUACCCAUUUUUAUUUAGUUGUAUUUUAUUAUAUUUUUUUUAAUAUUUUUUUUUCCCAUGGAGUGUGUUGGGUGGUGGUUUGCAGGGCAGACCAGGUCCUGAACAAAACAACUUGUAGCAUCUGAACUGCAAAGCUAAAUAGUAUACUGCCUAUCGGAAUGAUUUUUGUUUUUUAAAAAUCAUAAAUUCCCCAGAUGUUAUCAUAUGACGAUGUGUCAUAGCACCUGUUUUAUUAUUAUAUGAUUUUUUUAUAAUGUUGUUACGGCAUAUGUCUUAUGAUCAAGCAUGUAAAUUUCAUUUUGAAUUUUUUAGAGCAAAAAAAAAAAGAAUAUAUUUUUGUAAGUCUCAUUUAGGAUUUAAAAUCAGUUAAGAUAUUGAGCUUUAUUUUGAUAUAGCACCCGAUGCUCGACGUAUUUUUGUGUUGUUUAGUAGUCAUAAACCGAGCUAAGCGACAAAGGACCUCUCAACUCUAGUCUCUAUUAAUAUGUUUCACCCUUCAGAGCCCAUCCCUCGUUGAGCCAUGAGCCAUACUGAUAGGGUAAUGAACCGGUGUUUGAACUUUACCCUUUCAGAUCUCAAGUUCAUCACAGACUUCGUCCCCGGUCACGUGAGUGUUGAGCAUGAGUGGUUCAAGCGAAGUGUCAAGCGCGACGGCAAGUACACCAACUACUUCAUCUGGAGCGACGGCAAGGUGCUGGCCAACGGCACGCGUGUGCCGCCGAACAAUUGGGUGAGUCCGGGUGUCGACCUCAUGGGGAGACCAUUUGUUUUUUUGGGACGUAGGAAGAAAGAAACUGCUCUCCAAAUAUUGCAAGACCACAUCAUAACCCUUUCUCGGAGAGGAUAGAAGGAAAGCAGAGGCGUAGCUAAAGACGUCCAUCAAGCCAUACUAGCUAGGGGUGCCAAAAUGUGCUUUGCUGUUAUUUUAUUUUGAAAAUAAUGGGUGAGAGUUUAAAAAAAAAAUGAAAGGGAGGCGAUUGAAAAUUGAUAUUGUCCCCGGGCGUUAAAACUCUAGCUACGCCUCUGAAAGAAAGAAUCUGCUCUCGAAAUAUUUCCAGACGGCCUCGCUGUUUCUGAGAGAGGAUAGAAAGAAAGAAACUGCUCUCCAAAUAUUGCAAGGUCGCCUCGCCCUUUCCGGGAGAGGAUAGAAAGAAAGAAGACCACAUCGCCCCUUUCUGGGAGAGGAAAGAAAGGAACUGCUCCCCGAAUACUUCAAGACUGCGACACCCUGUCUGUGAGAGGUUUAACCGAUGCUUCGAGAGCACAACGCAACCUGCUUUUAACCCGCUGUUUUUCAACAUGGUUGCUGAGCAAGGAUCGCAUUAAAACUGUUGACAUCGUCGUGUUGUCAGAGUAAAAUCUCUUGUACAAACGGUCGGGGAACAAAUAUAAAUCGAUUGCAGCGGUUCCCUCACUGCGUGGUUUAGGGUUCAAUUCCUAACGAGUUGUCCGACUGCAACUUUUAAAGAGGAACAUAUAAUUUAUGUGAUUAUUUUUUCCAUUUUUGUAUUUGUGUAAAAAAAAACAUUGAAAACUUGGCCUCAUGUAUUUCUUCAGUUGUCCGUCUUUGGCGGCUCUGCGUGGGAGUGGAACGAGGAGCGUGGUCAGUAUUACUUCCACGCGUUCGCAACCGUACAGGUGGAUCUGAAUUACAGAGAUGAGAACCUUCAGUGGGAGAUAAAGGUCAGUGAUUGGGGUUGUUUGUCUGGUUUCACAACACUGAUCACAGAUCACCCCCCCCCACUUCUUUCAAGUGACCUGUCCUUACAUUUCAAGACAAGGUGUCUUCAAUGACCAGCUACCUUUAGGGUUACGUAUAAAAAAAAAAUACAAAAUAUAGAUAGCUAACCCUAUCAUUCCUUUACAUUAUGUAAACAAUGAAAUAGAUCACAAUCACUUGAUUUCAUGCUGCAUCUAUUUUUUUCCAUGUCAGGACACGUUCCGAUUUUGGCUUGACCUCGGAGUGGACGGCUUUCGGAUUGACGCCUUCUCCCAGCUGGUGGAGAGCGCCAACACGUCGCUGGACGAGCCCCUCUCUGGCAACGACGUCCCACCUGUAGGAAAUUCUUUUAUUAAUAAAUCCUAUCAUUUCACACAUCUUUCAAAAACAAUCAUGCGUAUGUCAUGUACCAUUAUAGAGAUUGUAUACCAUUAUAUACCAUUUUAUAUCAUUAUAUACCAUUAUAUGCCAUUAUAUACCCUUAUAUAACGAACUUUCAUGUGAGUUAAAUUUAGAUAAAUAUUGGACAAAAGUGGCAAAAGAAAACUUGUUUUCGGAAUUUUUUUAUUAGGAGGCGGGGGUUGGAGGAUAGGGGGCAGGGAUAGGGAUGGUUGAUGAGGAGGGGUGGGGAUGGGGUUGGAGGGUAGGGUAGGGUUUAACUCGAGUGAACAUAUUUCUGUUUAAUCCUUAGCAAUUGUGGAAAAACUGUAAACUUCAAAGGAAUUAACUAGAAUAUUCAGUAAAAAUUAAUUAGCAUGGCUUUCCGUCAAUUGACCUGAUGUCACGUCCAAGUUAUUGCGACGUCCAUCUCAAUUUCAAACACUUGACUCUGAAUCUGCCCUACCUGACAUUUCCGUUUAAUCCAUCUCUCAGAACGAGUACGCCUACCUGAAGCACGUCUACACCGCCGACCAGCCCGAGAGCAUUCCGAUCCUGGCGUCUUGGUACGAGGUCCUGCAGGAGUACAUCCUGAAAGACGGCAAGGAAAGGUGAGCCACCUGAAUUUAAUUUAAAUUCCUACCCUCAGUGACCCGGUGGAUCUCGGCUAACCACAUUUAUACCGGUCCGUACAGAUCCGAACGUCCACGCUGCAGUAUUCUUUGAGCAUCGGUGUAACGUGUUAAACAAGAGACAUAUACUUCGUCUACUGACUUAAAUUGACUUCCAUAUUUAUUUGAUCCUGAACCUAUGGACCCUCGAUGGAUUGUUCUCAUCAUCAUCAUCAUCAUCAGUGGCACUACAGCCCAUGAAGGGCCCUGGCCUGCUCCACCACAUCCUUCAACUCGGAGCGAUCCAUGGCUUUCCGUCUCAAUGCUCGAACUCCCAACUGAAAGUGGCCUCUGUGACGAUAAUGAGUUUGAAGAACAUUGGCUCAAUCUUCAUAAUUCCGCGACCCUAUAAUACAGUUCCUCGUGUUGUGGCGAGCCCCCAACCACACAACUCUUUUCGUUGCUGCUUCAUAACUCUGGAGUUUAUGUGUUUUCAGAUGGCCUUAGGCGACCCCUGUGAAUGGGUCGUUCAACCUCUCAAAGGUGUCGUGACCCGCAGGUUGAGAACCGCUGGCUUUGAAAGUUAAACUAUGGCAGUUAAAUUAAAUGUCUUUAAUCCAAACAGUUUUGAUUGAUCCGUGAGUUUUCAGAUUCCCAAAUAACCGUAAGCCAUUAAAUAUUUAAGAGAAUUCCGUGAUAUGGUCUUGUGUGAUGUUUUAACAUUCAGCAACACCCGCUCUCUCUCCUCCUCCCACCCCCCCCCCCCGGUGGCCGAGGAUUCUAAACACAAAAAAAAGUAUUUAACAAACAAAUGUGGUACUCUAGACUCCAGAGACAGCAAAUUUGAUUUCAAUUUCAAGUUAAAGCGUUCCACAUGACGCGUUUUCAAUUGACCAUGUUACGGAACGAUUUUACGCGCUGCCAAGCACAUUAAAAGUUGAAGUGCACGAUUGACGAAGUACUUUUAAUUUGGGGGAUGCAGGGGGGGGCUGGGGGGAGGGGAGGGAGGAUGUGGACAGUAUUGAUUGGUGAAUUCAACGUUUCUAGCAGUUAGGAAUUUACUUUGACCCCCCUGUACACAGCGAGCGGCAGAUCAAUAGUGUUUGUAUUAAGACCCCCCCCCCUUAAUGACGUCAUCGGAAACGUUUGUAUUGAACCCUCUUAAUGAAUUGAUCAGUAUUUUUUUUUUGUAUUAACAUUCUGUUAAUUAUGCCAUCAGUACAAAUUUUAAUAAAACCCCUCUUCAUUACGUCAUCAGUACCGAUAGUAUUAAAACAUUCGUAAAGACAUCGUCAGCACCCCUUUUUUAUAAAAACCUACUCAAUGACGUCAUCAGUAUCGUUUGCAUUAUUAAAAAAAAUCCGAUGACGUCAUCAUCUCCGUGUGUAUUAAAACGCCUUCUUCAUGCCACCCCCUUCCUCCUCCCCCUUUAGGUACAUGGUGGUGGAGAUCUACGCCACGCCGCAGGUCAGGAACAGACUCUACGUCACGGGCGCGAGCCCUUUCAACUUCGACCUGCUGUCCAUGAGCGCCAAGCCCACGGGUCAAGAGAUCCUCCACAUGGUCAUGAGCGAGUACGACGAGCUGCCCACCGGCAGGUGGCCCAACUUCGUGGUGAGUGUUAUCAUCAUUUACUUUUCAAUUUUCUUAAGAGAAAGUUGAGAAGAAUUACCUUUAGGAUCAUGUCAGCGCUUCAGUGAAAUUGUAAAAAAGUUAUUUACAUUUUUCUAUUGGAUGUGUUGUUGUUGUUUUGUUUUGUUUUUUGUGCGACCGCCUGUGGCACACCGUUUCAAAAAUGCAUUUCAUCAACAAACAACAAUAACGAGACUCGCUAUUUUUUCUGGCCAACAGUAUGACUUAACUGAUAACGUUUCGUUGGAGAUGGUGUCGGUGGGUCGUCGAGUUCGCACUCAUAAUACCCUCUCCGGCACUCCCCCAAACGGGCCAAAGCCGAAGCUCCAGACCGUGCAGAAGCGCGCCAGGGACUCCCCCCCCCUUCCCUAUCGAGGGGCGUCCGAGGGGGCUGCGUUUAAAGCGUCCGUAGCCCGCUCUCCUAUGGGUCAGGACGGCUUUACUUCCUCUCCGGAGAGGUGGCGUUGCGUUACCACUCCUCACCGCCCCAGGGAGCUGUCCGGUCUUAUGACUUAACUAAACGCGGUGAUGGUGUUUAAACGCCUUUUCUCAGCAGCUACAAGCGCUGUGGUUCUGUUUACAUUUCGUCGGACUACUUGAUGGGGGACAAGUUUCUCACUGCCGAAAUUGUUUACCAUCUCCUUUGUGUGUGUGUGUGCAACUGAGUGUGCGUGCAUGUGCGAGAGUUAUAACUGUACAUUUGAUUUCACCUGACACAUUCAUUCUGAAGUUUUUUUCGCGCGUGUAAGGCGAAUCAUGUAAAUAAUUGCCGUUCAAAUUUUGUUUCUUUGUAAAAAAAAAAAAAAAAAAAAGUGGGUUUUGACUUCGUAAUGCCUCGACCCUUUAAUACAGUUCCCGAUAACGUGGUGAACCCAAAUACCAUACCCUUAAUUUCGUUGCAUAAAUAUUUGUUUCGCGAUGGUCUUAGGCGACUCCUGUGUUAGCGUCAUUCGAUCCCCCAAGAGCUCGCGACCCAUAGGUUGAGAACCGCUGUUCUAAAAAAAACUUAACAAUAGAUGGCAUGUCUACAUAAUUUUUCGUUGACUUCAUGUGGAACUCUAUGAUGACAUUGUCGUAUCAUCCAUCAUCAUUUGUGUCCCGUCGGUGUUACACCUCGCCCCUAUAAACUGUCCUUCAAAAACCUCCCCACAGGACACGUGACCAGCCUGGCGGGACAAAGUGAACGGACACAGUAACUGGAUUAAGAUUGUAUCGAUACCUUGAUCACGACGUAAUGAGAUCAGAUAUCGUCCACAUUUCUUACCAACAUUUCCAUUUUUUUUUUUUUGGUUUCUUUUUUAAAAGGCUUGAGAUCACUUCCUUAUUUUUAGAAUUUUAGGAUACUGCCCUUCCAUUCCUCCCCCCCCCCCCCCCCCCCCCCAAUCACAUAAUCCUAAUUUUGAGACGAUGAUUUACCGUUAAAGGACUCCGUAUUCAAAAAUAUAAAUCAUCUUUCAUUUCGUCUUUAUUGACAGACAGCUUUAUCAACACCUUCAACUUUUUAACAACCCUAGAUCGACUUUUUCGAAACCAUAAUUUCCUCGCAGGCGUGAAGCCAACUUGUAAAUGUUCAUGAAAUAUAAAAAAAUAAUUUUAUUGCAGCCACGAAAAGAAGCUGAGAGGUUCCGGGAUGGUGUGCUAUGGUGAAAUGUUGAAAUCAGAACCUUUUUACUUCUGUAAAGCGUUCAAAAUAAUUGAAUUAUUUGCAUUACAAGAAUGACGUACACAAUGUAUCCCUUCAUUUUUUGCGAUAAGGUUUUUUCCACCAGUUUCGGCCAGAGGAGUGUCGGUCCGAGUGUCAGACAGAACGUGGGACAGAAUGUCGGACAGAGGAGUGUAGGCCUUAGUGUCGGACAGAAAUGCUUCAACUUUCGGCACUGAAUGAAUGAUUCUUUUUUCCUAUUUUUUUCCCUCCAAAUCCAGCUCGGUAACCAUGACAACCGCCGCAUCAGCCAUAAGUAUGGCGCCGAGUACGUGAACGUGUACAAUACGUUGCUGCUGACGCUAUGGGGGACGCCCACCACCUACUACGGGGAGGAGCUAGGGAUGCUGGAGGCGGAGAUAUCGUGGGAGGACACGGUUGACCCUCAGGGUCUUGGAGCCGGGCCGGUCAGUUCGAAACUUAAUUAAUUUUAUCAGGAAGCUGUUUCAUGUCAAGGUGUGCAGGGGCUGACAGGUGUUUCGAGGCAAUGUUGCACCUGCUGGUCCACCCUCACGUUUUUUUUUUCACGAUUUUCGGUCAAAACUUUUAAACUGAUUUGAUAUCUGCAAAUGAAUUUCAAUAGAGGUUUUAGUUGCAUCAAUUCCAUCUAGAGUUUUACACAUGUGAAGACUAAGUGCCUGAAAAAAAUUCAUGGCGUUGUGAAAUAUUCCCACUUUCAGCUCCGCUACAAACAGUUCACGAGGGACCCCGAGAGGACCCCCAUGCAGUGGACCGACGGCUACCAGGCUGGCUUUACCACCGGAAACACAACAUGGCUUCCGCUGGCGGAGAACUACACACAGCUCAAUGUCAAGGUCAGCAAUAUAUUAUCUUCGCCUUUCCACAAAUGUCUAGUAUGUCCGUUCGGUUUUUGUUUGGCAACAGAGAAACAUUUUACACACCACCAACGACUGUUAUCCCGCAUUCAGAUUUUGUAAAAAAAAGAUAUUACGACUUUACUUUUGUAGGAGUAAUUGCACAAUGAUACACCGUGCUUUGAGGCUCAACGCCAUCUUAAAAUACCAAUAGGUUUAGCAAAAUAAAACGAUAUCACAGACAUCGUUUUACAACUACGAAUACGACACCGAUUCCAAAAUGGGCCUCUCUCAUGCCGUCAUUGAAGCAUGAGCGAGGUUGCUAAGGCAACAUGUCGCUGACACCCAUAAUAGAUGCUUUUUACAGGGAAAUCCAACCAAAGAAGACUUUUUUUUGUUAAAAUGGAGCACAAAGAUAAAGUAUCACUAAAAACUGCUUGCCGUAUUGAUAACAGCAUUGGAGUACUUUCACAGCACUUUCACAGCACUUUCACAGCAGUUUCACGGCAGUUUCACAGCACAUUCUUUUUUGUUUUUAUUUCACCCGUCACAGGUUGAAAACAGCAGUUCUGAACAAACAAGUCUCAAACUGUACCGGCAGCUCGCACGUCUGAGGAAGAGCCAAGCCUUUCAGACCGGUGUUUUCAAGGUAUUUCCAGUGAAUUCGUUCGCGGUCCCUCUUAUCAUCGUUAAUGUGGUAGUUUCUGAUGCAUGGCCUCGGGGCUGGAGUAAAAUAUCAGCUGUUUUUUUUUUUUUAAAUACGCUACCUUUGAUGCUCACAAUCAGGCGAGGGUUUUUAUUUUAUUUCUAUGGAAUUAUGCUUUAGAUGCUAAUUGGACUCAAUAUUUGAUACCAGAGGCUAACUAGACUGCAGAUGAAUUAGGAGAUGCUCACUAGACUAGAGAUUAUGUCAUAGAUGCUAACUAGACUAGAGAUUAUGUCAUAGAUGCUAACUAGACUAGAGAUUAUUUGAUAGAGACUAACUAGACUAGAGAUUAGAGAUCAUUUAAUAGAGGCUAACUAGACUAGAUAUUAGAGAUCAUUUAAUAGAUGCUAACUAGACUAGAUAUUAGAGAUCAUUUAAUAGAGGCUAACUAGAUAAGAGAUUAUUUAAUAGAGGCUAACUAGACUAGAAAUUAUUUGAUAGAGGCUAACUAGACUACAGAUUAUUUAAUAGAGGCGAACUAGACUAGAGAUUAUUAAAUAGAGGCUAACUAGACUGGAGAUUACUAAAUAUAUUAUGCUAAGUAGACUAAAGAUAAGAGAUUAUUUAAAUACAGACACUUUUGUACACAAUCCUCUAAGUAACAGUCACACCAGCCACUAUUGAAUAUUGCUUGUACCCGAUACAUUCUAUUUUUACCUAUAAGACCUAUAAUGCUUAAAGGACCCACGCCAUCAAUUAAAUCUUAAUGAACACCUAUGCCCCCCUCCCCCCCCCCCGCCCCCCAGGCCGCCCUUGCCAACGACGACAUCCUGGCCUACCUGCGCAUAGGCGCCACCAAAGCCUACCUGGUCGUACUGAACGUCGGUCGGGACACCAUCGUCGAUCUCAGCCGGUACGCGGGUGAUGCAGGCACACCAGUAGCCGUUACGCCAGGUACGUACUGGUCGAGAUAGCCACUGACUUGUAUGUAUCCAUGUACACCAAAAUUAACUGGAUAGUUUGAAAAUCAUAGGUAACUUCAUUGCUCUAAUAUUGACUCGCAAGGGUUAUCAAUUUCUUCAUCGUUUCUGGAAAUCCAACCACCCAGCGUUACCUACGGGUCAGUAAUCAAAGGUAAAUACAAAAUUACAUUUAUAAAGACAAAUCAAUAUAAAAUAAUGAAAUAAUCAGAAUUGAUCAUAUUUAAUUGCAUUUUGAUUUUCACAAGAGUAUGGACAUUUAUAUUGAGUCGAUUGCUUUGCAGUAUAACCCAUCUAUGUUUUCUACGUCACAUAAUUAGAGCUAAAACAACUUCUGAAGCCGAUAUGGGUGCAAUUCCUUUUAUUUUAAAAACCCUUUUUAUUAACUUCGCUUUUUUUUUUCGUGUCUCUCUGUGUGGCGAAAUCUUCGGAAGGCCAACGGCCCCACUUGCCGUCACGCUAUCGAGCUGAAACUUGUCACAUAGACAUGUUGCCGAUGACAACACAUUUUUUUUCAAAUUAUCAGCCCCCAGCCCUCCAAAUUAAGCUUUUUUUGCUAUUUUUUCAAACGGGAGAUGAAGGGAAUAUGACGCAAUAUUUUUUUUUUUUUUUUAAAGAAUUGUAACCAUGGCCACGUCGCACAAUGAUGCAGAAAAAACGUUUCGGGGCAAAUCCAUAAGGUUGGGCGAAAAGCACUAGAGUUUGUUCUUGAUGGGGAAAUGACAGAAAUAUGAAACGUGUUUUCGUGAUAAUUUUUACAAGAACUUGGUUUGAUAAAAACAAUUUUCUUAUGAAAAAAAAAAAUCGGUGCCCGCAAUCACAUUCAUGAUAAAUCACGUACAAUUACAUAAAUGAAAAUGAAGAUGCAUACGAAGAAUUUUUACAAAAAAACACACUUUUUUUUAAAUUUCUUUUCUUUUUAUUAUUAAGACUAAUAUAUAAUUUAAGCUAACAUACAGAGAAUAGCGUCGUUCUCUGUUUACGUCCGAUGAUCACUAUGUGAAAGAGUUGAUUUCUCUCAGGUCAAGUUCAACUUUUGUAGAUUUUGUUACUGACUUACUUCUUUUACGUUCACUAGGUACGAGGGGCGUCAAGGAGGGCGUUUCUGUGGAUCUGCACGCCCUGAGUUUGGCGCCGGGAGACGGGCUGGUGCUGGAGGUCAAUAGAAACCACGAUUACAUCAUAGGAUAAAAUCAUAGGAUAAAAUCAUAGGAUAAAAUCAUAACCAUAGGGUGAAAGCUGUGAUCAAAAAGGGAGACCUUCAAGGGGGUCCAAGGUAUGCACACCAUGGUUCAUUUUGUAUUCCCGAACAGUCAUUAAAAAGUACUACAGCUG